AUGAGUGUAUGGCCGUUGAACGAUCCAGGAGGCAACGCCCGCUACAAAGUUGCCAUUCCCCGUGUAGCGGGGCGAGCGGCCAUCGCCAAACGCCAACGAGUCACCCGAGCGUGUGAUGCUUGCCGCUUGAUCAAGUUGAGAUGCAACGGGAAACGUCCAUCGUGUGGCUACUGUGCCACGAUCGGGGAACCAUGCCUCUACUCAGCGUCCAAACGGGAAGCACUCCAGAUUGACCUUCACCGUCUGGAGGGGAAGGUACAGGAGUAUGAAUCCACUCUGAACGAUAUUCUCAUGAAUUGUCCACCAGGUGAUCUCAAGCCGAUCCUGAAAUUGAUAUCGGUAAUGCUGCUCUGUGGUCCCCGCCUGUGGCCUCACCUCACCGUAGCUAAUGACAAGCAGCAACGUCGUCCAGAACUUCUUGCCGCAUUCAACAACGCCACGAGCUUACCUCGCAGUUACCCCAGCACGAAAUAUACCCUCAACCUUGAGCGAAUGCACAUCACUGCUCGAGGUAAGCCCACCGCGGGACUCGGCUUGCGACGCGAGCCUUUGAUUCAGACAAGGUCAUCACAAUACUGGGGCCUCAUUGUGGAUGACGACGUUGCGAGCCACCUGCUUUCACUAUACUUCGCAUGGGAGAAUCCGACUUGGCAUUUGGUCGACCAAGAGCUGUUUGUCCACGAUUUGGAAACUUGUUCCACACGAUUCUGCUCUCCGUUACUGGUCCAUAUUAUGAUGCUCUAUGGUUGCAGUCUUUCAUAUGGUAUGCACUCGUUCACCGAUCGACGUCAAGAGAAAGCACUGUCGCAAAAGCUCUACGAUGAAAUAGUGCGACUUUGGGAACUGGAAAAGGAAAGACUCGACGUACCGACGCUCUUGUCAGGACUUGUUAUGAGGGGCGCAUCGCUUUAUUACAGAUUGGGCCUGCACAAGGAAGGGGCGCCCUACUUUGACUGUGUCAACAAAGAUCUGAAAAUCAGUAUGUUCUUGAAUCUUGAGGGCGACUGCCUGCUCUUGAUCCACAAAUAUCCAGGAACGGCCGCUUACCAAUAUAGAUUGUGCUCCCAAGUAUACAGAAAGCCCAGUGUGUGGCCCAAGCCACCUUCAAUAGGGUUUUCAGAGGAAGAGGCAAGGGCUCUCGAUGAGCAGCUUACAUGGAGUCCAUAUCCUUUUCAGAUUCCACUCUUUGCCGCACGAACGUACAUGAUCACCCGACUGCGCUGCGAUCUGGCCACACUGGUCAAUCAAGCUUCAAUCCUGGCGCUUGAUUUGCAGGACGCACCUCCAACUGAAGCGACCUGGGCUCAAGCGUGUCUAAUUCACCGGAAACUGGUGGAAUGGGAGCUUCGAUUCCCGCCUGAGCUUUUACUGGAACGAAACAGCACUCCUCACGCGUUGUGUUUAAGGAUGACGUAUCAAUGCACCGUGGUUUCGUUGUGCGAUAUUUUCGAGGGCUAUACAGUCGAACAGUCACACGAGCACUCCGAUUUCGAUCCCGCAGCCAGCAAAUCCAAGGCCAUUGAGGCCCACUGCUCAACAAUUUUACUAUACAAGCAUUUCCACGGCUGGAAAUCCGUACCCAUUGUGAUGCUGCAUUUCUCAUGUGUUGCUGGCAUACAUUCGAUAGCACGAAUUGGUAAACCCGGUCAAGAUGAUCUGAAAUGGACUCGGGUCUUGGAAAGCAGCGUUGUGGGCCUCUGGAAUAUGGCUGUCAGUUGGGGUCGGCUGGGUAAAGCUUUUCUCAGGCUCAUUGCCUUCAUUUUGGCCAAAGAACAGAUCCGCAACGACCAGAUGACGACUAGCACGGCCGCCAUCAUGGAUCAGCUUGAUGGGACGUACUGGACUGCCACUGACACUGCGUCAUUGGCUGCGGAUUAUGUGGUAUACUCCGUCAUGCCUAGUAAUAACUCUGCCCCUCCUGAAGGCUCUGGUCAGCGACUUGCUCCCCAUUCAAUCGAGGAUCUGCUGAAAGCGGCAGAGAAGUUGACAAUAUAA
Penicillium oxalicum is the source of this 1995-nucleotide messenger RNA. Its product is annotated as putative C6 transcription factor. Bases 1 to 1995 code for a protein of 664 amino acids. Gene Ontology annotation, biological process: regulation of DNA-templated transcription. NCBI's taxonomy places the organism in Eukaryota, Fungi, Ascomycota, Eurotiomycetes, Eurotiales, Aspergillaceae. Gene Ontology annotation, molecular function: DNA-binding transcription factor activity, RNA polymerase II-specific; zinc ion binding. The record is from RefSeq and is a predicted model, not a curated record. The transcript is spliced from 5 exons.